Molecule: messenger RNA, 2135 nt
Organism: Alosa sapidissima (American shad)
Lineage: Eukaryota; Metazoa; Chordata; Actinopteri; Clupeiformes; Clupeidae
Product: protein dachsous-like
Exons: 17
Coding region: 204-1973 (589 amino acids)
Biological process (GO): homophilic cell-cell adhesion
Cellular component (GO): catenin complex; plasma membrane
Molecular function (GO): cadherin binding; calcium ion binding
Source: RefSeq, a predicted model, not a curated record
CUGGACUCUGUCAUCAGUUUACGGGAUACCUGACAUUGUCUUACUGUUCCUACUUGUUCCUUCGACGACUACAAUGAAAGUUUCUUGACAAAGAUGAGGAAACAUAAUACUUCUGCUGGCUCUUGAUUUUGGAUAGAGAUUUUCAAGACUGUAUACCUCCAUAUUUCUUCCAGAGAGUAGAGUUGGAACUUAACGCAUAAGGCAUGGAGACCAGCCGUUGGGUCUGGACCUUCCUGCUGUUGGGCUUGGGGUUCACGGGCAGCAUUCGAGGCCUCCCAGCACAAACAUCUAUAGACUGUAAAACUCCACGGAAUCAGGAUCUCUCAUCCAUUCCUGAGGAAUAUAAAGGUGUGGUAGAAUUUGUGAAUAUACCACGAGGAGUUGAAAUAUUUUUGGAGUCUCCAUCAUGUCCGGAAUGUGUCUCAUUCCUGCAGCUGAACUAUACUGUUGGAGAUGCAUUAGCUUCAGUGAUCACACAGAAACCUUUGGAUGCAGAAGCUCUCAAACCAAACGGACAUUUAGUAUCUUUCUCCUACUCCAUCUCAUGUAAAAGUGGGAUCAGAAACAAUAGAACACUGGUGCUAAAUGACAUCAAUGACAAUGCACCAGUGUUUGAUAAAGACAUGUACACAGUGAAUGUGUCAGAGGCGAAGCCAGCUAACACCGAGGUGACUCAAGUCAAAGCAGUGGAUGCAGAUGUCUCCUCACUCUAUAGCCAUGUCAGCUACAGUAUCGAGCCGACGACAACUACAUUUGAAAUCCGACCAGAUGGAUCAAUAAUGUUGAAGAAAGAGCUGGACUACACCACGUCAAAAGUGUACAACUUUACAGUGAAAGCAGAGGAUAUUGAGCGCAAAACAGGAGAAACUACUGUUAUAAUUAAUGUGUUGGCAACCCCAGGACCUGCUUUUGAACAUGACAAUUAUAAUGCCAUGAUGCGUGAGCAUGAGGUGGGUCCAGUUUUAUCGAUUCAUCCAGCCCCAAUAUGGGCUUAUUGUAAGGAUCAGAAGAUCAUUUACAACAUCACUGAAGUAUCUCCUGGAGAGCUUUGGGGAAACUUUGCCAUUGAGAAUAAAACAGGAGUCAUCACUGUUAAAAAGGAACUGGAUAGAGAGAAAGCAUCCAUGAUAAACUUGGUCAUAAUGGCAUCACUAAAAAAUGAUGGCAAGAAGACAGCAGUUGCCACGGUGGAGGUUAAUGUGGUGGACAUGAAUGAGCCUCCAGUGUUCAAUCCUGAAGUGUACAGAGCUGAGAUCUUCAGUGUGGUUCCAGCCGGCUAUCCUGUUAUGGAAGUCAAGGCCACAGAUCCUGAUGUGGGGGAGACACUGAGUUACUCUCUGGUGGAGCCCAGUUCCAUGUUUGCUGUGGAGCCCUCUAGUGGUCAGGUGUAUGUAGUGUCAGUUGCUGGCCUGAGUCGGAAUGUAACCCUGCAGGUGAAGGUAGAAGACCAGCAUGGACUCUACGACACAUCAACAGUGGAGGUGACUAUACACUACUGCGAAGAGAACAAUGUAGUGAAAAUCUCUUUGAACAUGCCAUAUGAUAGUGUGAUGAACAAGUCCAUGGAGAUGAAGACGGCUCUUGAGAGUGCAUUAAGCUGGGAUGUGAGGAUUAUCAGAAUCAGCGGUGAUAAGGCACGGAACCUUCCCCUAAGCAGAUCUUCCACCCAUCAGACAUACGUCGACUUUAUCGCACUCACACAGAACAACGUGAUAAUGCCCAAAGAUGACGUUGAAACGAGACUGAAUAAUGAGAAGCAGAAGGUUCUGACGGAACUCCAGGCUGUGUUUGGUCCUGAUGUGGAUUAUGACAUCUUGGGAGAUGAAGCUCCUUCAUGGCCUACCAUCGUAGCAGUUACCCUGGGAGUAGUGGGAGCGCUGGCAGGCAUUAGUCUGACUGUCUUUGGGGUUGUGCGAAAAAGACACAGGCGCAGAAAAUCCAUAGACUCCAUGGAAGACAACCCUAAUUUCUAGGCCGGCCACUGGCAUACAGGAGAAUGGCCAUCAGCAUACAACUGAAAUGCAACGUCUAUCACCUAAUAUUAUUAACUCAGGCAGAUCUUAUUUUAUUGUGUGUGUGUGUUUGCGUGUGUUUGCGUGUGUGUGUGUGUGUGUGUGUGUGUGUGUGUGUGUGUG